AUGGCUGCGCUUCAAACUAUCGAAGUUCCACACCUUGGCGGCAUCAAGGCUGGAUAUGCCUUCUCCAAGGACCAUUAUGAUCCUUCUAAGCCGACAUGCGUGCUCAUUAAUUCGAUGUGCAUGACCGUUUCUCUCUACCAUGAUCAAUUUAACAAUGAAGUCUUGACUGAUGCCAUGAAUCUUCUGGCCAUUGAGCCAUUAGGCCAUGGCUCGACCAGUUCUCCCUCGGAACACUUUACGUACUGGGAUUCUGCUCACAUGGCUUUGCAGGUCAUGGACCACUUUGGCAUUCAGAAAGCCUUCGUCCUAGGGACAAGUCAGGGGGGGUGGAUCGUGACUAGGAUGGCCCUCCUAGCCCCAGACAGGAUCCUCGGUCUUAUGCCCCUCGGAACCUCCAUGGAUUACGAAUCCUUGGAUUCUCGAUCCAAGGGCUGCUGGGAUCCUGCUGCCAAUCUUACGGUGUUUCAUGAGAAGUGGACCAGUUCCUCGACUACACCCGACUUUGUUGUGGAUGACGUCUGGUGCGGACUGGUGGGGGGGAUUGGCUUCGGUGCCGCAGCCACCGAAACGAGAUCUGCAUUCUGGACUCAGACCCUGAAGGAAGUGUAUAAGGGCGAUGAGGGCCGGAAAAAGGUUCGAAUGGCGCUCAAUUGCCUACUAGAGAGGGAUGGGCUCCUACUUCGGAUCGGAGAUAUCAAAUGUCCUGUUUAUUGGCUACAGGGAACCGAAGACACUCCCUUUGGGACGAUCGUUCCUGCGGAACACAUUAAACGUUUUACCUCGUCUGUGGAGGCUAAACUUGUGAUGAUUGAGGGGGGUGCGCAUUACCUGAAUGCCACCAACCCAAAGGAGGUGGAUGAGGCCCUUCUGGAGAUGGUCACCAAGUACAACUGCUAG
Molecule: messenger RNA, 897 nt
Organism: Penicillium hordei
Lineage: Eukaryota; Fungi; Ascomycota; Eurotiomycetes; Eurotiales; Aspergillaceae
Product: alpha/beta fold hydrolase
Exons: 3
Coding region: 1-897 (298 amino acids)
Molecular function (GO): catalytic activity
Source: RefSeq, a predicted model, not a curated record